AUGGAUCACCUAAAGCAUGGGGAGAGCGAGACUACGAAAGCUCCUGUGACCGUUGUGCGAACCAAGUAUCGAACCUUGAGUCCCACCUUUACCGGUGAGGUUGGUGGAUAUACGACGGUUAAGAAGGACUCUAAGGAAACGACAACUACGCCUCGCGCCGUGACCACUACUCCCAAGGCCAAGGAGACCCCCAAGCCUACCGAGGACCCCGACGACAGCGACCCAACCACACAGACCGAGCCAACCAUUGCUACGGAUCGAGGUCUCUCAUCCUCGGCUGCUACCGGGACGCCACUCCCCAUCUCCACUCAGUCGACAUUGCCCGAUUCUUCGAGUGGAGGGAGCGGUGCCGGCGCCAAGGCUGGCAUCGCCAUUGGUGUGAUUGCUGGCAUCUUGGUCAUUGCUGGCCUCGUCUUCUUCCUCUUUAAGCGAAAGAAGAAGAACGCUGCACGACAAAGCCUUGAGGAUGACGAGAAACUCCACGGCGCCUUCAACUCGGGCAACUAUGCUCCCACAGCCGCGGCCGCGGCCGCGGUCAGUGCCGCUGCAGUAGCUUCGGGCCCCGCCACUGGCGGAAACUUGAACCAGGAGAAGCCCCUCGGCGGAUUCGCCGCGGCCCCCGUCCCCUUUAACCGUGGCCAGCCUCAGCCUCAGCACCACCAGUCUCGAUCUAAUGGUAGCGGCUGGGAGCGACCCAGCACCAGCCAGAGCCAGCAGAACCCCAACAACCCCUUCGGCACCCACGCCGAACUUUCGGGUUCCCAACCCCCGAGCCCUCAAAGCGGCGCCCCUAUCGCCGCGGCUGCGGCCGUUGCUGGCGGAGCUGCGGCUUACCAAGGGCUCAAACGCCAGGCAUCUCGAAACCACGGCCCCGCCGCGCUCGAUCUCACGAUUACGCCCCCGCCCCUUCUCCAGGCUGUCCCUCCCUCGCCCGCCGGUACCGAGUAUAGCGUUAGCUCGAUCACUCCUGGCCAGCAGGUUCCCAACUCGUCUGGUGCCGCUGUUAUCGCCGCAGCAGGCGGUCCUGCUGGAUCCACUGUUCACCGUGUUCAACUCGACUUCAAGCCCACCAUGGACGAUGAAUUGGACCUGAAGGCGGGCCAGCUUGUUCGACUGCUCCACGAAUAUGACGAUGGAUGGGCUCUUUGCAUUCGACUGGAUAGGUCACGCCAGGGCGUGGUUCCCCGGACUUGUCUCUCUACACGCCCGGUGAAGCCCCGCGCUCCUGGCGGCCCCAACGGACAGCAGCGUAUGGGGCCUCCUGUCAACCCCCAGCCUCAUCCUAUGCAUGCUCAGAAAGUUGGCCCGGCUCCUCUCCAAGUUCGACCUGAGUCGCCUGCUCGUUCCGGAACUCCUAGCGGCCCUAACUACUACCCCCAGCAACAGCAGCAGCAGCAGCAACAGCAGUCUUCGUCGCCCCGUUACCAGCCUAUGCCACCCCCUCAGCGAUCCGGCACCCCCAAUAGCAUGAAUGGACGCUCCAGCCCCGCACUCCCGCGAACAAUGAGCCCCGCUCCUGGCCCCCUUUCGGCCCCGAUCCCCGCGCCCAUGGCUACUCACGUCCCUGCCCCGAUUACCGUCGCAUCUAUCCCGCCUGUGCUUACCCAGGGACCCGUUUCUGCAUCGUCGCCUGUUGUAAUGCCCGGACCUAUGGCUCCGGCGGCACCCCUCGCGGCUGUUGUGGAGGUUCCUUCUCCCGCGGCCAGCCCUUCGCUGCCGCCUGUGCUCGCACCAAUCCCUCUGUCCGCUCCUCUCGCAGGGCCAGAGGCUUCGGCUGAAGCACCUCAGCCUGUGACCUCGCCUAGUCCCUCUGUGGGUUCGACUGCCUCCCCUGCCUCCCCCGCGUCCCCUGCGUCGUACCGCUCCGGGCCUCCUACUUCAGGCUCGAUCAGCCGCAAGCCCGUCCCCGGACAGGCCAUGUAA
Messenger RNA from Parascedosporium putredinis, 1923 nucleotides. NCBI's taxonomy places the organism in Eukaryota, Fungi, Ascomycota, Sordariomycetes, Microascales, Microascaceae. The record is from the annotation of a GenBank genome assembly.